GAUUCACAAUGAGGACAUUUGUCUGACUUUGUGACAUGUUUUAAAACCCACAUUUUAUGCAAAUGUAACUUAAAUAUGAGCAAAUAUGAAUCAUUGGUUUAUGUUUAGACAAAUAUGUGUCAUAUAUCAUGAAUAAAUACAAGUUAUUGACAAUUCUACUAUUAAGUGGGGGACUUUUAUUUGGAAAAAUUCCGUGACCCGGAAAAACUGUUUAACUAUUGCUAACGAAACGCGGAUAUUUUUUUUGACAGCCUAUCGAUGAAUAAUACACAAUUUCACACAAAACAUCGAAAACACACUGACCGUUGCAUUGAUGUCGUUUAACACCUAGUAGCCGUAAUCGCAAAGGCUGGUUGCUGAUACAGUAGGGGCCUGGUCUAGCUGUGGGUCUUGUGGUGAGACAGAGAUCCACACCUCCUGCCCUACAGAAGGGUGUGUGUAGGAGCUGGGAGGGGGAAGCGACUAGAGGGGGGGCAGGUGCCAUGCUCUAGGGUUGAGGUGGGGAAGAGGGGGACUCACAGGUCAGGGGUGGUGGCUGAGGUUGCAGAGGAGAUGAAGUUGAAGCAGCGUGUGGUUGUACUGGUUGCCGUGCUACUCCUGUUGGGGCUUGCCAAACUUCUUCUGCUGAACGGAGGAGAGGAGUCCGCAGCCAGCCGACGAGACCUCAGAGCCUUCCGCAAGAUGGAGGCAGGCCUGUCUCUCUCCCGCGGUGCCCGUUUAACACACACUCUCCAGUCUCCAUGGGAGGUGGCAGGCCAGUGGGUGGGCCCAAGGGAGGUGUACCCUGAGGAGACCCCCGAGCUGGCAGCCGUCCUCACCGCGCUGGGCACUGCAAGGGUGGAGCGAGCAGACGUGGGCUACAAGGGCACCCAGCUCAAAGCUCUACUAGUACUGGACGGGGGGCAGAAAGUGGUCUUUAAACCCAAGAGGUAUAGUAGAGACUAUAUGGUAGAAGGAGAGCCAUAUGCAGGUUAUGACAGACACAAUGCAGAGGUGGCAGCUUUUCACCUGGACAGGAUCCUGGGCUUCAGGAGAGCACCCCUAGUGGUAGGGAGGUUUUUCAACCUGAGGACUGAGCUCAAACCUGUCGCCACGGACCAGCUACUCAGUACCUUUCUAAUCCAGGGUAAUAAUAGUUGUUUCUAUGGGAAGUGUUACUACUGUAGAGAGAGUGAGCCGGCAUGUGCGGAGGGAGAGAACAUGGAGGGAUCUUUAACUCUCUGGCUGCCAGAUGUCUGGCCGCUCCAGAAACAUAGACACCCCUGGGGACGCACUUACAGGGAGGGCAAACUGGCCAGGUGGGAGUAUGAUGAGAGCUACUGUGAUGCGGUGAAGAAGAUGCCUCCGUACGACGCCGGUCCCAGACUCCUGGACGUCAUAGACACAGCCAUCUUUGAUUACCUCAUCGGCAACGCAGACCGACAUCAUUAUGAGAGUUUCCAAGACGAUGGAGGAGCCAGCAUGCUCAUUCUGCUGGAUAAUGCAAAGAGUUUUGGGAAUGCAGCUCUGGAUGAAAGAAGCAUUUUGGCCUCUCUGUAUCAAUGUUGCAUGGUGCGUAUGUCUACGUGGAACAGGUUGAACCUGCUGAGGGCAGGGGCUCUGAGUUCAGCCAUGAGGCAGGCCCUGACCUUUGACCCCAUCAACCCCGUCCUGGCCGAGCCCCACCUGGCUGCCCUGGACAGACGGCUGUCUGGUAUCAUAGCAACCAUCCGGCAGUGUGUGGAGUCACAGGGCCCUGACAACACACUGAUAGAGGACCGCAUGAACCUGCCACACUCCUAAAGGAGGACAGGAGAGAGGGAUGGAGGAGAGGAGAGACCUGUCCCAUCCCGAGACGAGGACAGGAGAAAGAGGGAUGGAGGAAAGGAGUAGAGACCUGUCCAAUCCCUUGUGGAGGACAAGAGAGAGGGAUAGAUAGAUGGAGGAGAGACGAGGGAAAGGAGAAGCUGUCUCACCCAGAGAUCGAGAGAGAGGGUUGAGCCAUGGUAGGAGGAGCUGGAUGAUAAACCCCCUCCCACACUCCCCCUCCUCCUCUCAGGGCCUCCCAGAAUGGGACAGGAAAUGACUCCAGCAGCAGGAAGUGGUUUCCUCUACAAACUGUUUCCCUCCACACUAGAACACUUGAACCUAAUGGGAUCUAUAUCUGAGGAACUGUAUCCCCAAUGUCUCUCCUCUGCCUUCCGCACACACACACACCUCGUGCCAAACCCUCCUCUCUUGUCCAGUAAUAACAAGGGAACCAAAGCCAUAGGACUCAACCCAGCGACACUCAGGAUAGCAGGGGUCGCUCACACAGCCAUAGCACCCCACUCCAUGUGGACACAACACUCCCAGCGAAAUCCACUGGACAGACAGUGGAGAGGGAAACUGGUUAAUUGACCAAGGGGAAUUUUGUGGUCAGUCUGAUUGUGACUGACAAACAGACGUGUCUGUGUCCGAAAUGACACCGUAUUUCCUAUAUAGUGCAUAAGGCUCUCGCCAAAAGUAGUGCACUGUAUAGGGAGGGAAUUGUGUGCAAUUUCAGAAUCUGCCAACUGACUAUGGGUGUGUCUCAAAUGCUGCUCUAUUCAAAAUAUAUUGCACUAGUUUUGGCCCCAGUUUCUCAGACCUUAUUUCUGAAUUAAAAGCACUUUCAUUAGAGAUUGUUCAUUAAGCAUGCUUUUUUAGUCCAGGAUUAGACUUGAUCUGGGUCUAAGAAACUGGCCUAUGCGGUUUUAAAGGUUGGCUACAUACUCUAGGGCUUUAGUCAAGACUAGUACACUAUUUUGGGAAUAGGGUAUCCUUUGAGACAUUACCAGUGUGUACAUAACUAACUGUUGAAUAGCAUUACUGAGGGAGUAUAAUUAUGAAAAUUGUAAUAUUAAAUUAACCUAAUGUCGUGUCUGAAUGUGUGUGCCUGAAUGUGUGUGCAUGAGUGUCCCGCAAACUAUAUAUUAUGCAUUUGUCCAUCACUAAGAAUAGAAUUGUUGGCAGAUUGCCUUAAAUUCUGAGAUGUUGUAAAGAUUUGUCCUUUUGUAUUGGUGAGGUUGAGGUGAGAGAAUGUCAACAUACCAAUAAUUAGAAAAAUCUUAAAAACCAUGCAUAUGCAACAAAUUAUAUAUUAUAUAUAAUUAUUCUAAAAAAAUUAUAUAUAAUUGAGGAGUCUCCUCAAGGAGUCGGUCACCCAAAAAAACGUCCCGCAAUCAGUUUUUGGUCAAAAAAUACUAAAAUCACCAGGAAUCCUGCAAAAAUAUUGUGUAAUUUGGAAAAUCUGUUCCCAAAUAUUCUGACAAAUGAAAAGAGAUGUUAUCGUGUCAAUCUAAUCAAGGUAUGACAUUAUUUUCAAAUUCAAUCUCUUUGAGCUUAGUUGUGGUUAAUUUGCAGUGUUCAUUAUUAUGUUCUGCCCCCCCGACCAUCUGCUCCAACAAAAAUCAUCCGGCAGCUGUAUCUAGUUGCCUAAACCUGGUGUAGGGGGUAUCAUACUGUAGUUGAGUAUGCUACUGACGAUUUAAAGAGAGAAUUUGGGACAGGGAGGGGGAAGAUGGGAAGUUUGGGGCUGUAUAGGUAUGUAAUGUUUUCAACAUUAAAAAGUAUUUUUUAAA
Salvelinus sp. IW2-2015 is the source of this 3581-nucleotide messenger RNA. RefSeq names its product glycosaminoglycan xylosylkinase-like. Gene Ontology annotation, cellular component: Golgi apparatus. Gene Ontology annotation, molecular function: phosphotransferase activity, alcohol group as acceptor. Gene Ontology annotation, biological process: proteoglycan biosynthetic process. The record is from RefSeq and is a predicted model, not a curated record. NCBI's taxonomy places the organism in Eukaryota, Metazoa, Chordata, Actinopteri, Salmoniformes, Salmonidae.